Molecule: messenger RNA, 1884 nt
Organism: Vanrija pseudolonga
Lineage: Eukaryota; Fungi; Basidiomycota; Tremellomycetes; Trichosporonales; Trichosporonaceae
Product: Carboxypeptidase S
Exons: 4
Coding region: 13-1884 (623 amino acids)
Cellular component (GO): fungal-type vacuole lumen
Molecular function (GO): metallocarboxypeptidase activity
Source: RefSeq, a predicted model, not a curated record
CCACAACUCACGAUGGGUGCCGCUCCAGAGACUCUGCCGACGACCACUGCGCCGCCAAAGGCGCGCUCGAACCGCUGGGCGCGGCUCGGCGCACUCGUGCUCGCGCUCGGCGCUGCCCCGUUCCUGCUGUCUGGCGGGCCCGACUUUGGCCUGCUCUCGGCGGCCCCCAAGCCGACCCUCACGCGCACGCAGAUCGACGCCGCGCUCAAGGCCGCGGCAUGCGAGCAGGCGGACGCCAUCCUCCCGCAAGCGUUCAACGCGUCGGCCGUCAUCAACGGCGAGAAGGACCAGAUCGUUGCUUGGCUCUCGGACGCCGUCAAGAUCCCCACUGAGAUGUUCGACGUCAUGGGCCCUGUGGGCGAGGACCCGCGCUGGGACGUGUUCUACCAGUGGUCCGACUACCUCGAGAAGGCGUUCCCGCUCGUGCACCAGCACCUCACCCGCACGCGGGUGCAGGAGCACGCGCUCAUCUUCGAGUGGCCGGGCUCGGACGCGUCCCUCAAGCCGCUGCUGCUGAUGGGCCACUCGGACGUUGUCCCAGUGCUUCCGGCUACGCGCGGGCUGUGGACGCACGACCCGUUCGGCGGCGAGUUUGACGGCGAGAAGAUCUGGGGGCGCGGCUCGACCGACGACAAGUCGGGCACGAUUGGCGCGCUGGCCUCGGUCGAGCUGUUGCUGAAAUCCGGCCAGUUCAAGCCCACGCGUACCCUCAUCCUCGCGUUCGGCAGCGACGAGGAGACUGGCGGCAAGGUCGGCGCCAAGAACCUCGCCAAGUGGAUCCUCGAGAAGUACGGCCCCGACUCGAUGGCCAUGAUCGUCGACGAGGGCUCGGGUAUCUCGCCCCUGUACGGCGGCUGGUUCGGCCUGCCCGCCGUCGGCGAGAAGGGAUACCUCGAUGUCGAGGUCAAGGUCGAGACGCUUGGCGGUCACUCGUCGGUCCCGCCCGCACACACCGGCAUCGGCCUCAUCUCGCUCCUGCUCGCCGAGAUCGAGCGUAACCCGCACAAGCCGGUCCUCAAGGCCGAGUCGCCGCUCGUGUCCCUCGUGUCGUGCGCUGCCAACGCUCCCUCUGCGCCCUCGGACCUCCGCAAGCUCAUCGACAAGCUCAACAAGUCGAUUGAGAAGGGCCACCCCGACAAGGACAUCCUCAAGCGUCUCCGCGACUGGUGGGUCUCCGGCUCGGCCGAGCAGGGUGUGCUCCCCCCUGGCGUCGGCAAGGCGCUCGUGUCGACCACGCAGGCGGUGGACAUUAUCAACGGCGGUGUCAAGGUCAACGCGCUGCCCGAGGUCGUGACUGCGUUCGUCAACCACCGCAUCGACAUCUCGUCGUCGGUCGAGGCGCUCCAGAAGCGCCUGAUCCACACGCUUGGCCCCGUCGCCGCGCAGUACGGCCUCGACUUUGAGGCGUUCGGCGAGGGCGUCGACACGAGCGUGUUUGCCGACGAGCAGGGCUGCCACGGCUUCAAGGGCCACAAGGGCAAGAAGCCCGCGCCGCACGCCGGCAAGCUGACCAUUGGCGAGGCGUUCAACUCGUCGCUCGAGCCCGCCCCCCUCUCGCCCUUCACUGUCGAGUCGUCGGCCUGGCGCCUCCUCGCCGGCACGUCGCGCGGCGUGUUCGCCACCCGCCCCGAGUCGUACCGCUCCGACGAGGAGGCCGCCCAGGAGCUCCAGUUCGCGCCCUUCCUCUCCACCGGCAACACCGACACCAAGCACUACUGGGGCCUGACGGGCAACAUCUACCGCUUCGCCUACAUGUUCAUUGGUGGUAACGGCCUCAACAACAUCCACACCGUCGACGAGUGGAACGACGCCAACGGGUUCGUCGAGCAGGUGCGCUGGUUUGCCAACUUUAUCGUCAACGUCGACGAGAGUCGCGAGAUUUGA